AAAAUUUACAUUUAAUUAAGUGAAAAAUCUACGUAAUCAUUCUAUGAUAUGAAAUUAAUUGCCAUGUGGUACCGCCAUUAGCUAUUAAAUGUAAAAUAUUAAGGCAACUUGAUCUGUCGUUUUGCGUUAAUAAACGCAUGACGGAAACUAAACCCUUCGAAUGAGAAAAAAACAAAAAGGAACACAAAAACAGAGAUGAAGAAACCGGGAGGAGCCGAUAAGAAGAAGGGGAGAAGAUCAUCGGGAGCGUUACAGAACGGCGUCAGAGAUCCCAACUCCGACACUCCUCCUAGGAAACAAGCUGCAAAGAAAGAUGUGUUUCAGUUGUUUGCUGAGAAGGUGAGGGACCAUAAGGAAUUGGUGUCUAGAUGGGCUGUAUUACAGGAAACUCGGGUGGAAUAUUUUAGAGGGAAGGAUUUUGUUAGCUUUUUGAAAAACCAUCCAGAGGUUAAAGAAGUACUGGAAUCUGAAAAGAAUCUAGAAGCUGAGGAUAUUGCCAACACUUUGUUAAGUAAGAAUCUCUUAGUGAGAUGUGAUCGUGUGGUGAAAACUGUUCGUCCAGGGAAGAAAAAGUUGUCUACCUGGCCAGCGCAUUUGGAGAUCUUCCCUGAACAAGUUUUUUCUGAUAAUGAUGCCUUCUUUGCAUGGGCAUUUGUAAAACAGAGGCCACUAUGGCAAACACUUCUCUCAAUUUUGUGGCCUGUGUUGACCCUUGCAAUCUGUUUGUUUCCUGUAUAUCCACAUCGAUGCAAAAUACUAAUACUCUACUCAUGUGCGGGGCUUCUUCUGUUGAUUCUCUCCUUGCUUUUAUUGAGAGCUACAAUAUUUGGUGCUACAUGGAUCAUUCUUGGAAAGCGAGUUUGGUUCUUCCCUAACAUCCUCGCUGAGGAAGCAACACUGGGAGAAUUAUUCCGUUUCUGGCCUAAGAAAGAUGAGGAAGAGCCACCAAAAUGGACAGCAAGACUUUUCUUUGCGAUGGUAGCUGUGCUGGUAAUCCUUUUGCUGAGGCACCAUGCUCCUGAUGAGGCUGCUAGAGCCAGGUAUCAGAAACGGAUGUCAAACAUAAUCGAUGAUGUCCUGGAAUGGUCUCCAAGCCUGGCUCUCUCCGGGAUGAUGGAGAAACAGCAACCUGUGGUUAAUGCAACAGAGUCCGCCAGCAAUUUUUCAGACCAAAGCAAAGCAGGCUCAGAGAAGGUUGCUCCUCCUGAUGGCACUGGAGAAGGAUCAAUAUUGGAGCAACACGAUGGUGAAGACAUGGAUAGUGUUAAGGACACUGACCAACAUCAAAAUCAUCACAAUAGUAUAUGAUGACAUAAAACCAUCACAUGCCUAUUAAAUGGGAUCAUAGUCCCCUUUUUUUUGGAAUUUCUCUAAAAUUUGAUUCUAAAACUAUUUAGCAGUAAUAAUAAAAUAUAAGGAUUCCA
Messenger RNA from Rubroshorea leprosula, 1424 nucleotides. The record is from the annotation of a GenBank genome assembly. Lineage: Eukaryota; Viridiplantae; Streptophyta; Magnoliopsida; Malvales; Dipterocarpaceae.